AUGAGUCAAAAUCCAGAAUGAGAUAUGAAAAAGUACUGAAUCAUUGUCAUGACAUCAGUACUUGAAGAAGUAGGCCAAGUAUUUGCUAGAGAUCGUAAAUAUAGACAAAGCUUUAAAAUUCUUCAGAAAAGAUGGGAAUCUAAGUUGAAUCAGAAACAAAUAUUUGGUGCUUACAAUAACUCUAAUAGAGUACCUCAUGGUAUUGCAAUUCCUAAUCUUAUGAUGCCGAAUCAGCUAGUGCCACCACCAAUGUAUCCAGGAUUCAUGGGUCAGCCUCCGAUGAUGGGCUCUAUGAUGAAUCCAGGCCAAUUCCACGGAAGUGGAAUGAUGGGCCCACAGAUGCCAAGACCACCUCACUCUCAAAGGCAACCUGAGAGUCGCAGAGACUUUAUGAAAUCCAAAGACUUCUCUGAGUUCAGAAGUGAUGGAGGUGAUACAUCAGAAUCAGAAACAGAAGAGGAAUCUGAGGAAGACCCAGACUUGAAACUCUUUGCAGAUGGUUCAGGAAUAACAGGAACUGAAAUACUUAGAAGAAUAGAGGAAGAAAAGAAGCAACAAGAAGAGAAAGAAAAAGAAGAGGAACGAGCUAAAGCUGAAGCAUUAGAAGCAUCAAUUAGAUCUUAUAAUCAGACUGGUAGCAAAGGUGGUCUUUUAACACAAAGUCAGAUGAUUAGUGCUGAUGGAUUAACAGGUUCACUGAUGACUCGUAAAUCACUGAUGGAUCCUAGAGUUCAGAUGCCAAAGCCUCUUAAAAAUUCUGAGCCUGUUUUGAUGUAUCAAAAUGAAGAAGAUUUAGAUAACGUUAGCGUAAGUGACGGAGAAAUAGUCACUGACAAUAUAAUUUACGGCCAGUUUGAAAAAGUCAAAAGAAACAAGAAAGGAUACCAAGGCGAAUUCUUUGAUUGUGUUGGCCACCUAAAUGGCAAAGACUACCUUAUCAAGACCCUAAGUGCUGAUAUACUACAUUAAUUUGAAACCCCCCAAAACCC
This is a messenger RNA of Moneuplotes crassus, 989 nucleotides long. The record is from the annotation of a GenBank genome assembly. NCBI's taxonomy places the organism in Eukaryota, Ciliophora, Spirotrichea, Euplotida, Euplotidae.